GAAAAAGUGAAAUAGUUAAAACUGAAACUAAAAGUCCUUAUUUUAAUAGUUCCAUAAGUUCCAUAAAUGGAGAAAAUAAGAAUAACGCGCCAUUCAAGGACGCGUUAAAUAAAGAUAUAACCAAAGAUAUAUUUGAUACUUUACUGACAAAUAAAUCAGAAACAAAGUCAAAAAUUCGAGAUAUUACAUCGAUCAAACGAACAGGAAAAAUAUCCAAAUAUUUUAGAUCAAUCAAAAAGGGAUUUACAAAAAAUGCUAGUACUUACUCCGCUAAACAUAUCAAAUUUUCUGAAGAAGAAGCUUUUCUUUUCAUGAAUAACUUAUCCAAUAUAGACAUUGAUUUAAAAGUAGACUCAGAAGCAACAGAAGGAUCUAUUUCAGAGAUUGAAUAUCCUUCAGAAAAAGAUUUAAACUUCAAUUUUGAAGAAUCUAAAAGUGGUGGCGGUUCAAGACUUCCAACUAUGGAAGAAGCUAAAAAAGCUGCAUCAAUCGAAAUUAAUUAUGUUCCAAAAUUUAUUCCUAUGCCAUCUCCUUUUAAUCUUGUACAAGAAACUUUAUAUUAUGAUCCAUGGAAGUUAUUAAUAGCAACAAUGUUUUUAAAUCGUACAAGAGGUUCACAAGCAUUACCAAUAAUGUGGAAAUUUUUAGAAGAAUAUCCAACUCCACAAAAAGCUGUUUUAGCUGAUGUUCAUACAUUAGCUGAUUUAUUACGUCCAUUAGGACUACAAAAUUCAAGAGCCGAAAGAAUAAUAAAAUUUUCAUAUGCUUACUUGCUGAAUUCAAAUUUCAAAACUCCAAAAAAUUUAUUUGGUAUGGGUAAAUAUGCAGAAGAUAGUUGGAAAUUAUUCUGUGAAAAAGAUGAUAAUUGGAUGGAAGAAUAUGGUCUUGAACCCGAAGAUAAAAUUUUACAAUUGUAUGUUAAUUGGCGUAGACAUCAAUAUAAAAUUUCUAGAGUAAAGGAAGAAGAAAGAGAUUUAGGAUUGAAUUCACCUAAUAAUAUAGUAAAAAAAUAUGUAAGUGAAAACGAAAAUUAUCUUUCUUUACAGGAAUUAAACAAGUUAGAUACAUUACCAACAACUGACUUAUAAGGAUUCUUUAUUGGACGAUACUUAGUAUCAUUUUUUGCGUAAGAGUAACAAUACGCAAUAGUAUAAUUCGCCAUUUAUGUGGAAUAUGCAAGACUUAUAUAUACUGUUCAAUGAGGUUGAAAACUUAAUAUUUUCAUUUUUGAAUGUACAUUUUUUUUUUUGCCAUAUGAAUAAAAUAGUAAUAUUAUUAAUUGGAUUUUGUCAAAUAAAGUUGCAUUUAUCAU
Messenger RNA from Rhizophagus irregularis DAOM 181602=DAOM 197198, 1312 nucleotides. RefSeq lists its product as uncharacterized. Gene Ontology annotation, biological process: base-excision repair. Gene Ontology annotation, cellular component: nucleus. NCBI's taxonomy places the organism in Eukaryota, Fungi, Glomeromycota, Glomeromycetes, Glomerales, Glomeraceae. Gene Ontology annotation, molecular function: catalytic activity; DNA binding. The record is from RefSeq and is a predicted model, not a curated record.